UUUUGUUGACUAUUAUAAAUGUUCGUAUAAUAAAAUGCCUAAUUGAAAUAAUCAAAUAUCUCCACAUUAUGAGAUUGAGGCAUAGGUAGGUAUAUAAGGUUAGAACCGGUCUCAUUUAGUUUAGUAACAACUUACUAUUGCGCAGUUAUCUCUAUAGUACAUAUAACGUAGGUACCUACUAUUGUUCUAUUGUAUAUAUUUUGUCGGUUUAUUAUUCACAACAUCAUGAUUAAGAUUCUGUUAUUGGUUUCCAUAAUGCUGUUAAGUUUUUGCUUAACGGAACAAGCAAAAUUAUCCCACGAUAACACGAUCGACAAAUCAGACGUAGAAACUAAUACACUGAAGGCCGGAGAAAAUGUCGGUCCCCAUUCAGCGGAAGAAGAACGUUUGAUGUUGUUGGGAACGAGAGGAGUUGAAGCCGCUACUAAAUCAAAAAUGUUGUACAAGACUCGCGAUCCCAGGUACAUAAUAGACAACCAGAUUCACAAGGAAUUUGACGCAAGAAAACGCUGGCCCCAAUGCAAAACGAUUGGUGAAGUCCACAAUGAAGGCAACGAACUCUUGUCUUGGGCCUAUGCUGCCACCGGGGUAUUCGCAGACAGAAUGUGCAUAGCGACUAAUGGAAAUUACAACCAACUCCUGUCCACCGAAGAGCUAAUUUCCUGCAGUGGUAUAAAAGAACGUGAAGACGGUUACGUUAAUCGAGUCUUAGUUUGGGAAUAUUUCAAAACUCACGGCUUGGUCUCCGGUGGCAAAUACAACACUAACGAAGGAUGUCAACCUUCCAAAGUGCCAACAGUUUAUAACUCACAAACAAAAAUAUACAAACGCACAUGCGUCGAGUACUGUUACGGUAAAGAUACGAUCAAUUACAACCAUGAUCACGUGAAAGUUAGCAACCACUAUUUUAUUCGAAUCAAAGAUAUUCAAAAGGAAGUGCAAACUUACGGUCCAGUCUCAGUAUUUUUCGAUCUUCACGAUGAUCUUUUUCUUUACAAAAGUGGUGUUUACGCAAAAACUGAAAAAUCGAAAGAUAAACGAUAUCAUCAUGCCAAGUUAAUUGGAUGGGGAGUCGAAAAUGGUGUAGACUAUUGGUUGUUGGUCAACUCUUGGGGAUAUGAAUGGGGUCAGAAUGGACUUUUCAAAAUCAAAAGAGGCACUGAUGAAUGCUCCGUCGAAAGUCAUGUUUAUGCAGGUGAACCUGAAAUAAAAUAAUAUGUUCUUAUAAAACAAUAAUUGUAAUAUAUUAUAUGUCUACCUUCUACGUUAAUAAAUACAUACAAUUAUUUGGAACCAAUAAUAACGAUUAUACAUCGGUGUAGAAAAUAUAUACGAAAUUUAAAAAUAUAAAA
Molecule: messenger RNA, 1352 nt
Organism: Acyrthosiphon pisum (pea aphid)
Lineage: Eukaryota; Metazoa; Arthropoda; Insecta; Hemiptera; Aphididae
Product: cathepsin B-like cysteine proteinase 5
Exons: 6
Coding region: 226-1215 (329 amino acids)
Biological process (GO): proteolysis
Molecular function (GO): cysteine-type peptidase activity
Source: RefSeq, a predicted model, not a curated record